Molecule: messenger RNA, 536 nt
Organism: Notothenia coriiceps (black rockcod)
Lineage: Eukaryota; Metazoa; Chordata; Actinopteri; Perciformes; Nototheniidae
Product: lysosomal protective protein-like
Exons: 5
Coding region: 84-521 (145 amino acids)
Biological process (GO): proteolysis
Molecular function (GO): serine-type carboxypeptidase activity
Source: RefSeq, a predicted model, not a curated record
CCUGCAGUCAGUCACAUGAAGUCCACCUGCUGAAGUGGACAGACAGAAAGACAGACAGACAGGUGAAACAAACAGACAGAAAGAUGGUGCUGUUGUUGUGUUGUUUCCUCUCCUCUCUGCUGGUUGUCAUGGCAGCACCGGCUGCAGAUGAGGUGAAGUUCCUCCCCGGCCUUCAGAAACAGCCGAGCUUCAGACACUUCUCUGGAUAUCUGAAAGUGGCCGACGGGAAGCAUCUGCACUACUGGUUGGUGGAGUCCCAGAAGGACCCGUCCUCAGACCCCCUGGUGCUGUGGCUGAACGGAGGCCCAGGAUGCAGCUCUCUGGACGGACUGCUCACUGAGCACGGACCCUACCUGAUCCAGGAUGACGGAGCGACGCUGCAGUACAACCCGUACUCCUGGAACAAGAUUGCCAACGUGUUGUACCUGGAGUCUCCAGCAGGGGUCGGAUUCUCGUACUCGGACGAUAAAAACUACGUCACCAACGACACCGAGGUCAGUGACUCAGACCUCAGCUCCUGAUUGGCUCUCAGACUG